GUGGUCGCUCACAACUGUUUUGUGAUGCAUGGCUGCUAUAGUUGCAGUUAAUUGAGUUUCCUUUGUGUUGAGGUAUUUCUAAAAGUGUGUUUGUGGAGUGGUGGGGAGAGUCUCUGACUUGUGAAAGAUGCCAGCCCCUUAGUACUUUUUAGAUUUUAAUCUCCCCCCACCCCUUUGGAAAGAAAAGUUUUCUUAAUUUCUUAAUCAGCUUCUGAUUAUACCUUUGUACACCGUCUAAGGCAAAAUAAGCACAACUCAAGGCUUCCACAAGUGUUUAAAUAUGUGGUUCAUUUCACAUUAGAGAACGCUUGAUUUGUUUUUCUUUGGUUUGAAGCGGAGGAGGGUGCUGGAUUGAAGUGGGCGGGGCUGUGACAUCCUUGCUUCUGUUGCUGUAGAGUGAACUCCACCCGUAUAAAAGCACAUGAGCUCAAAUUCAGACUUUUCAUUUAUACGUAUAAUGUCUCAUCUUCCUCCUGUAAAAUGUAUUUUUUUUUAUGUAUGUAUAUUUGGCUUUACAUUUCAAUGUGCCACAUUUCACUGACUUUAACAGCUGCAGUGAGGUGCGAAUGACAAAGUGAUCAUUAUUAAGUGUCCAAAGCCCAUUUUAGUGAUGACUAGUGAAUAAAUGUUAUAUAAGAGUAGUCAUUCAGUGUUUAGCAAAUUUUCACAUUAACUGUGUAUUGUUCGUCUGAUUUGUAGCAUAAACUGUUUAUAAAAGUAGGACAUGACCAGUAACUCCCUGAGAAGCCUCAACUCUAGCGUUUUAGCCAUGACCACUAGUAACCCUGUUUAGCACCUUGGUUCACUCACAGACUGAAGCUGGUUAUUAGUGCCAAAUAAUGUAAAAUACUAGUACUUUACUCAUAGAAAUUUGAGAAACUUCUUGGACGUGCUGUUAGUAAAAUGAACUACAUAGCGCAGGCCAUGUUGUUUUAAUUCCAUGAAAACGGACCAACGCCUCAAACACAUUUCACUGUCAAAUUAGCAGAGGAGAGGGCUAGCACACAGCUACAGUCUCUGUUGGCAUAAAUAUAAAAACUUUCAAUCUUUAAAAAAGUGUAAACGUGAGUUUUUAAGGAGAAGACACACUGUUAGGUUUUUGACAUUGUCCCCUUACAGCAACAAGGUCCUGGGUUUGAAUCCAGCCUGGAGCCUUUCUCCCUGUGUCCGUAUGACCUUCCUUGGGGGUACUCCAGCUUCCUCCCAUAUUCCAAACACAUGCAUGUGGUUAGGUUACUUUGUGGUUCUAAACUGGUGACCUGUCCAGGGUGUACCCUGCAUCUCACCCCUUGACAGCUGGGAUGGGCUCCAGCACCCCUGCAACCCUGAAUCGGAUAAGCAGAAGAAAAUGGAAAAACAUGUUGAAAUUAAAACUACUUCUGCUCAGAAGUUUGACAUCCCAGCACGACAGUCAAGAGGGUUUGAUUUCCCCAGGGGCUUUUGGAGGGAGCCUCAGGCGGCCAGUGGAGGAACUGCUGUUUACUGCUGGUUUGGAGUGCUCUGUUCAAAUGGAUCGUCACAUUUUUCUAUUGGCCUGUUUCUGUCCACCUUAACCGGUCUGAUUGGGAAUGAUCAGCAAUUGUUUACUUGUGCUUCAGUGUGGUAAAACCCUCUAUUUAUUCUGUCUAGAGCUCUGCAUUUACCCUUUCCACCUUUACAAGUAUUGUUUUCCUUCGUAGUGGAGGAAAAAACAAGUAUCCAUGUCACGAACAGGUCCUUCUGUUUGCAAUCAGAGGUGCAACACAUCUGAGUGUCAGUGAUGAUUCAAGAUCACAUUGAUUCAUCAGUGCCUGAAAGCUCAAUUUGCUGCAUACCUUGGAGGGAUACAGGAAAUGAGUCACUGAGGGAGUGAUUUUUUUUUUACCCAAGACCUAAUAACAGUUUGGUGGUUGUUUGCUCCUGUUGUCAUGGAAAUGCUGCUGUCACUCGUAUUUGAAUAAUGAUGAGUUUUGAUGAAGCGGUUGUUGAAGUUUCGAAUUUUUACACAGUGCAGACAAUUUCAAGCUAACACUUUGUAAUCUUAACACACGUGUGUAUAUCCAGUUUAUAUCCAUGUCAGCGGAUGUGCUUGGAACACCCCGACAUCUCCUUUUCCCCUCCUCACUAGAAGCCCACACGGACUGCUAAAUCACCACCUGCUGAUGCCUCAUAACAAUAAGACGGGGGGCCGGGGGAAACCAACUGAGGCUGUUGUGCUCAUAUGAACAGUUGCUUGAUUCCGUGUUAGUUACAGCUGCCUUUAAUUUCCAAGGAAAUAGCAAAGACAACAGUUUAUUGCUCUGCUAUCACAAUCCUUACGACACACCAUGAGCGAUCUGAUUAGAUUUGAUCAACUGCGCUUCCAAAGUGAAGAUGACUGUGAAGGUGAGGUGCUGUGUUUGAAGAUCAAAACCCAUUUGGAGGAGCUCUUCUCUGACAGCCACCUGGCAGAGGACGGCUUCCUGCUCAAACAUGUGCAGAAGAACAAGCAGGGUUUCGUCAGUCUCAAGCUUCUCACUUCUUUGAAAAAGAUAAGGACCCUGACCAAAAACUGGUACAUGACUCUGGUGGGAGCAUUGUACUCAGACCUUCUGGAGGUGAAUGAUGAGUCCACCAAAGUGAGGCGCAUAGAGCCGCUUCCCAAAUGGCUGAUGUGUUCCCCCACCAGCAAGCACCUCCUCGCUUGGAACUUUUCCGAGGAGCAAAGCAGUGACGACGGUGCAGCCCGAGGCCUAGAGCCCGCUGCGCUCUCAGAGAAUGUGCUCCAAAAGUUCAGCAUUUACGGCAGAGUUACUUCACUCCAGAUUCUGCCACCUGGAAGGGAGCUUCCCGCAGAUAUGCAGUGCUACGGGAAACGUCACAAGGAGCUUGGCCAGCACUUAUGUGUGGUGAUCAAGUUUGACAGUUUGGAGACUGUUCGUAAGGCCUACAGUGCCCUGAAAGCAGAAGAGGAGAAGUCUAACGGGAAAGGCAUGUGUGUUGUACCUAUGGGAUUCCAGUCAAUGCAUCAUUUCACUGAGGACGAAUCCCCAGAAGAAGCAAGCCAAAUCCUUCCCGAGGAGGAAAAUCCACCUGAAAUCCCAGAGAACUUAGUCCAGCAGGAGAAUUCUUCACCCACUGCGUUUUUUGAUGAACCUCCAGACACACAUCAGCCAAACGCAUCCACGGAUAACCCUGCACCGCUGAAUGUUGACCCGAUUUCCAGCAGCUGCAAUGGCCAGUCCUUCCCUGGUUGGAAUCAUAGUGACAGUAGGAUGACGUGGAACUCUGGAGACUGUGAUAAAGAAAUUUCCCAGAGCCCGUGGGUGCUCAAGCGUAAACUAGCGGCCCUUGAAUUGAACCGCAAAGAGACCGGGCACCCGAAUGCACCCAGCUCGAUUCAGAGGGUAAUACGUCAGCCCUUUGGCCCUGAUGGCACCAGUGGUUUUCAGCUCAGAGUGAGGCACCGGGAACAGCUCGACCUCCCUCGGAAAAAGUGACAUUAACAGAUUUAUUUAAAAAAAUGUUUGAAUUAAAAGCUGAGAAGCAAAAAUAUUUGCUUUGCAAUAAACAGCACACGCUCUUUAAAUGUUUGCAUCUUGAUUGUUAAGACCUUG
Messenger RNA from Haplochromis burtoni (Burton's mouthbrooder), 3575 nucleotides. It is a transcript of the gene larp6b, whose product is annotated as La ribonucleoprotein 6, translational regulator b. Gene Ontology annotation, cellular component: nucleus. Bases 2307 to 3458 code for a protein of 383 amino acids. Gene Ontology annotation, molecular function: mRNA binding. NCBI's taxonomy places the organism in Eukaryota, Metazoa, Chordata, Actinopteri, Cichliformes, Cichlidae. The record is from RefSeq and is a predicted model, not a curated record. The transcript has 4 exons. Gene Ontology annotation, biological process: RNA processing.